AUGGCUCUCUCGCUGGCCGAGAUGGCAUCAAUCUGCCCCAUUGCGGGUGCCCAGUAUCACUGGACUGCACUGUUUGCGCCAGCUAAAAUUCGAUCUUUCAUCACCUGGAUGCAAGGCUGGGCUACAAUCUUUGCAUGGCAGUCAUCAACAACUAGUAUUUUCCUGCUUGUGUCAAAACAGGUCCAGGGCUUGAUCAUUCUCAACUAUCCGGACUACGAUGCGACUCAAUGGCAGUCUACCUUGCUUAUGUGGGCCUUCACAGCUUUCUCUUUUGCAGUAAAUGUCUGGGGUAUCCAGCUUCUGCCCCUUCUCCAGUUGUUUGGAGGAAUCUUUCACGUGGUACUCUUCAUCGUCCUUUCGGUACCAUUGAUCCUGCUAGCACCGAGAAGCACACCGGACUUUGUAUUCAAAACAGUCAUGAGUAAUGGUGGAUGGGAAAACAGUGGCAUCUCUUGGUGCAUUGGCAUGCUGACUGUGACAUACUGUUUCCUCGGUUUCGAUGGUGCCGUUCAUAUGAGUGAAGAGGUCCGCAACCCUGCGAGGGUUGUGCCACGGAUUAUCAUACAGUCCAUGCUUAUCAACGGUGUGCUAGCUUUCGGUUUCGUCCUCAUUCUACUCUUUUUUAUCGGUGAUGUGAAAGCCGCAUUGGACUCUGCAUCUGGCUUCCCCAGUAUCGCCGUGUUUUACCAGGCCACAAAGUCGGCAAAAGCCGCGACAGCCAUGCAAUGCGGCAUCACAGCCAUUGGUUUGAUGUCAAGUAUUGGCGUCGUUGCUUCGGUAUCGCGAUUGACAUGGGCCUUUGCUCGUGACGGAGGACUACCUUUUUCCAAGUUCUUUGCUCAUAUCGACAGCCGUUUUCAUGUCCCAUUCCGCUCCAUCGGACUUGUCUGCAUGGUUGUCGUGCUCCUCUCCUUGAUUAACAUCGGUUCCACCACAGCUCUCAACGCAAUACUUGCGCUCACCACCUGCUCUCUGUAUACCUCAUAUCUGAUUCCCAUCGUUUUGCUCGUUAUUCGACGGUUUGACAAGACUGGGACUCCGAUUCAAUGGGGUCCGUGGACAAUGGGUCCACGAAUUGGUUUGAUGGUAAAUAUUUACGCCAUCGUAUUCGGUACAUUUAUUAUCAUCUUUUCUCCCUUUCCGACAAUACUCCCAGUCACGGCUGAAAACAUGAAUUAUUCUGGUCCAGUAUAUGGUUUCAUGGCCAUUCUUUUGCUCAUUGACUGGUUUGUCAGAGGCAAGGAAAGGUUUCAAGGACCGCUGAAGGAGCAAAUGCAAAAGGCAGCUAAUUAUAAUUCAUGA
Molecule: messenger RNA, 1302 nt
Organism: Talaromyces stipitatus ATCC 10500
Lineage: Eukaryota; Fungi; Ascomycota; Eurotiomycetes; Eurotiales; Trichocomaceae
Product: amino acid permease, putative
Exons: 2
Coding region: 1-1302 (433 amino acids)
Biological process (GO): transmembrane transport
Cellular component (GO): membrane
Molecular function (GO): transmembrane transporter activity
Source: RefSeq, a predicted model, not a curated record